AUGUUCCUUCUUUGUCUUGUUAACUUAGGAGAAUCCAGACUGAGACGCCCACGUCAUCAUAUGAGAGAACAUAUACAGGCAAACAGCUGGUUUGGUUGCCAUGAAACCAAAAAUACAUACGCAGAAAAAUUAGUUAUUAACCGUGUUGAUGGUGAUAAAGACACAGACACAGUUUACACAACUGAUAUAUCAUCUCUUCGCGAUCUAGUUGCAACCAAAUAUCCUCUUCUUCUUCCUAACUUUGAAUAUUAUGACGGUAGUGCACCCUAUCAUGAAGUCAAGUAUUCAAGUAAUACUGGACAUUUUGUCAUUGAAAUUCAAAAAGUCACUCCCUAUAGAGAAGGAAACCAAUAUCGUGUUGUUUUCGAAAAAGGACAAGGAUCCUGUGAUUACACAGCUCAGACAAAGACUGUUUACACUAAAAAAUGUUACGGAAAGAAGAUGAAUCAGAGAGAAACAUUUGAAAACAGAGCUCUUUCAAGUGAAGAGUUCCAAUAUCUUCUUACUGCCAUUCAAAAUAAGAUUGGCUGGAAAUUCUUAUGA
Messenger RNA from Trichomonas vaginalis G3, 543 nucleotides. RefSeq lists its product as uncharacterized. NCBI's taxonomy places the organism in Eukaryota, Parabasalia, Trichomonadida, Trichomonadidae. The record is from RefSeq and is a predicted model, not a curated record. The transcript has a single exon. Bases 1 to 543 code for a protein of 180 amino acids.